Molecule: messenger RNA, 794 nt
Organism: Schistosoma intercalatum
Lineage: Eukaryota; Metazoa; Platyhelminthes; Trematoda; Strigeidida; Schistosomatidae
Source: the annotation of a GenBank genome assembly
UACAUACAUGCUCCGCCCACGUGCUCUUACUUCUGCCCUAAGAAAGAUGAAUACUGGCGGAAUACAAUCAGUUAUGUUAUUUAAUCCUGAAGGUGUUCUUCUUGCCUACACGAGCCUUGCUGGUGAUAGUGAGCGAUCUAAAGCCGCAAUCGCAGCUAAUGUUUGGAAUAUAUAUCAGCGCCAACUAGAGUCCAGUGAAUCGGAUACUGUCCAGGAAAUAAUCUUGAAAUUGUCUGAAGGCAGACUAAUAAUUACACGUGUAGCGUCAGUUCUUCUUUGCCUCCAUGCCUCCAAAGAUGUUGGUUUGGGAAUGUUACGAGCUAAGAUGAAUGCUCUAGUACAAAAUUUACAAGAGCCAUUGAGUAUUAUUGCAGCUUCCUAAAAUCUUUCAAUUAGUUUGCACAUUAUUAUGUUCUUUUCAGACUUUUGUAAAUAUACACCUAUUUUCACUAGAUGUUAAUGUUUUUCUGUCUUAUGGUUUAAUUUUGUGAUGCUGUUUUUUAUACUAUUUGUUCAUCCUAGAUCCCUUUGUUGAUAGUCUACAUUUUAAUUAGAUAUGUUAUAAGGUUGAAUUAAUAUGCUAUAUAAAAAUGUCUAAUCGACUACCUAUAUGUUAAUGUGAUAAACUAUAUAAGAAACAUGUUUUUGAGUUUAGUUGUGCUAACUUCUUCCUUAAAAUUGGGCAUUUAGAGCCGGGGUACACUUUUCUGACUCAGUAAUUGUACUUUAAAUACGAAAACCAAUGAACUUCAGUUCCAAAUGGGACGUAAUAGGUUUUCAGAAACCUGAAUCGA